AUGAGAAUACCCGGACAAGCAAGUUUUCUGAUUGAGGAACAUUCAGGCUACCUUGUUGGAGACUCGCUGACCUGGGUUGAUCUGCUUGUGGCUGAAAUGGCCACAUGGACGAAAAAGUUCCCAACUCUUUACGACGGCUUCCCUGAGGUAAAAGCCCAUGCAGAAAAGAUCCGCUCGAUUCCUGCACUGAAGAAAUGGAUCGAAACUCGUCCUGAUACUGUUCUCUGA
Messenger RNA from Ostertagia ostertagi, 228 nucleotides. The record is from the annotation of a GenBank genome assembly. NCBI's taxonomy places the organism in Eukaryota, Metazoa, Nematoda, Chromadorea, Rhabditida, Trichostrongylidae.